Molecule: messenger RNA, 794 nt
Organism: Brassica oleracea var. oleracea
Lineage: Eukaryota; Viridiplantae; Streptophyta; Magnoliopsida; Brassicales; Brassicaceae
Exons: 4
Coding region: 231-794 (187 amino acids)
Biological process (GO): ceramide biosynthetic process
Cellular component (GO): Golgi membrane; endoplasmic reticulum membrane
Molecular function (GO): sphingomyelin synthase activity; ceramide cholinephosphotransferase activity
Source: RefSeq, a predicted model, not a curated record
AUUCAUCUGUUUGCUCUAUGGUUCAGCUCUGCCAGAAUAUCAUAUUGAUCUAAUUUUAGAGAGCUCCGGAGUUGCUUUGUUAGAGCCGUCAAGGUCCAUUCGGCGUUUCCUCAGGUUUCUUCAGAACCCAUGGCAAAGGCCAAUGGUUCCUACUUGCACUAAACGAGAGCCUUCCCGAGACAAUUGUGGAAAUCCUGAGAGCUCAUAUCAUAUGAUUGCACCAUUUUCUUAUGCUGUUUGUAAUGCUGGGUUUCUCGAUAGUGUUCGACUCAGUGAAAGCUCCGGGUCUAGGAUUAGGGGCACGAUACAUUUUCACCAUGGGAUUGGGCCGUCUUUUAAGAGCUAUAACCUUCGUAUCUACUAUCUUACCUUCAGCUAGACCUUGGUGCGCUUCAGCCCGAUUCAACAACGUCCCUUCUCAUCCUCAUCGUUGGGCUCAUAAGUAUUAUGUCCCUUAUGCUAAAGACCCUUCUUCUAUUCGCCAGCUCCUCCACUGGGAUGCAGCUUACGCUGAUCCUGGAAACUACAUUGGUGACUACAGAGCUGACUGGGGUCCAAUGAGCUUCCUCAGCAGCUUCUUGAGACCGAGUUACUCUGAAGGGUCUUCGUGGUUUGCUUUACUAAAGAAAGCGGGAGGUGGUUGUAAUGACCUCUUGUACAGCGGCCACAUGCUUGUAGCUGUCCUAACCGCUAUGGCUUGGACGGAGGCUUAUGGAGGUUUCUCUUCGGCGUUGAUAUGGUUGCUAGUGGCACACAGCACACAGCGCACAGAGGGAAAUGUUAGAGCAAGAUGA